AUGGCGAUGAUGAGGAUAAGAAGAACAAUUCAAGCAGUGAUCAGUACCACUACUACAAGCAGGUGGUCUGAUGAACUCCCAGAAGAAAUCAUGCAAUUGAUUCUGCAACGGCUAUGCCUCCCAGACUAUCUCCGCUGUGGCGCAGUAUGCCGUUCUUGGGGAGCCGCCCUAGCCGUUAAGCGUUGCCCUCCUGCCCCUCAACUUCAGCUUCCCUGGCUCAUGCUCCGUUCACACCCGUUCUCUCUCAAAGAUCAUUACUUCUUGAGUCUAAGUGACAACAAAACUCACAAGUCGUCGUCGUUUGGCUCUAACGAUUAUAUAAGCAGGCGAGAUUGUGUUGGUUCCAUCGAGGGGUGGUUGAUUAUGGUUGAUAGUGAAUUUUGGCGUCCCGAGGGUUUUUUGUAUCCUUGGUCAUUCUGCUUGCACGCCUUGCAAGGGUAUCAUCUCAAUUACCCUUAUACUACCCUCAACUUCUUCUUGAACCCGAUUUCGGGUGUUCGGGUCAUGCUGCCAUCACAAUCCACCAUUCCACACAUGUACGGCAGCAGACCUUUCUUUUUAAGGAAAGUGCCAGUGCUAGAGGGUAGACACUUCAUUUCUCUGGAUAUAGAAAUAAUUGAUGGGAAAUUAUAUGCUGCAAAUCGGAAAGCAGCAGAGUUUUUGAUUGUGUACGAUCUCCAAAUGUUACAUGCUGAAGGCCAUGCCAAUGCCGGGCCUCCUGGUAAUAUGUACAGUGGGCCGCCUCAAAAGUUGGUUAUGCUUCAUCCAAGGCCAGUUCGUUCCCUGUCCUCUUACACUAUGGGUGACGUCAGGUAUUUUACCGAAAGGGAAGGCCCUCGCUUAGCAAAAGAUCCUACAACAAAGGACUUGUUUAUGGUUUUCCAUAACACUAGUCAUGCUUUUAAAAAGGAUCCAAUACUUCCCCUGUCCCUCCUCUUAGAUCACGAUUAUGUCAUUCCCCCUCGAACUAAAGGAUUUCGAGUGUUCAAGCUUGAACUUAACAGCAAUGGUCCUCAGUGGGUAGAAGUUGAAGACCUCGGCGAUAGGAUAUUGUUCCUGAGCAAGGCAAGCAACAAGAUCAUCUCUGCUACAAGCCUCAAUCUCAGUUAUGGAGAUUACAAGAAGAGAGUUGAAGGAAAUUGCAUUUGUUUUGCUUUCGAUAAUCCUUGUUUAGCAUCACCGUGGACGGGACGCAACUUUGGGGUGUUUUCCUUGACAAACAAGAGCAUCCAGCGUUUUAUUGUUCCCAAUGAUCACCCUCGUACUAGCCUAUACAAUACUCAAACUGUUUGGUUCACACCAUAUAUUGAGUAG
Messenger RNA from Prunus avium (sweet cherry), 1314 nucleotides. Lineage: Eukaryota; Viridiplantae; Streptophyta; Magnoliopsida; Rosales; Rosaceae. The record is from RefSeq and is a predicted model, not a curated record.